Molecule: messenger RNA, 2086 nt
Organism: Cydia pomonella (codling moth)
Lineage: Eukaryota; Metazoa; Arthropoda; Insecta; Lepidoptera; Tortricidae
Product: paired box protein Pax-6-like
Exons: 7
Coding region: 179-1414 (411 amino acids)
Biological process (GO): regulation of transcription by RNA polymerase II
Molecular function (GO): RNA polymerase II transcription regulatory region sequence-specific DNA binding; DNA-binding transcription factor activity, RNA polymerase II-specific
Source: RefSeq, a predicted model, not a curated record
AACAUUGAGCUUUUGAAGCGAUACAUUAAAAAUGUCUCUAGCCUCCAUAACGACUCCACGGUAUUCUCUGCCCCCGAGCGCGCGCCCGGCACAUAGCCACUUCAGCACCAACCACGUGACAACAGACAUCCUCCAUUUUAUUGAAUUACAUCGCCGAUAGACCUACUCUGAUUCAAAGAUGGAGGAAUCCCUGGACGGUCGAGAAACCGGCGCCGGCGCAACUGGCUUCGACUCGGCCGCCAUUUUGAAUGACGAUGUUUCUCCUACCACCAGCUUCUGCUACAGCAUACCCAACCUGUUUAAUGGUUUAGGCCCUGGCUCAGUGCUCUGCGAACGGCCUGAGACCGAAGCUACCGAACCCUUCAGUGCCGCCACGGAACCAUCCGAACCCGUGGAACACCAGCAGUUUGAAGAUGACGAGGAGUACUCUCCAAAAUCGAAUUCGAAAAGCGAUAUACCAAAACGCAAACAACGUAGAUACAGGACAACAUUUUCAAACGUGCAGUUGGAGCAGCUGGAAGCAGCCUUCCAUAAGACACACUACCCUGAUGUGUUCUUCAGAGAAGAGUUGGCUAUGAGGAUCGACCUGACGGAGGCCAGGGUUCAGGUGUGGUUCCAAAACCGGCGGGCAAAGUGGCGCAAGCAGCAAAAGACGGGUUGCGAGCCGUACCCUCGAGGAAGGUCUCCAGAACAGCGUUCCCCUACAGCCCUGGCACUGGAAAUGAGAGAUUUCAUUACUAUACCUGUGUCUUCGCCACAAAUGGUGAACAUAGCCGAGACAUCCACCCAAAACUAUGCCAAGUCAAAGCAAGCCAUGCCAGCGAUCCACAUAUCAGCCCUGCCGACUCGACAAAACUCCCAAAUGGAGCUACCCUCUUUCUCUAUACCUCUGCAAUACAACCUAGGCACUUUUAAAAAGGUAGAAGACGUACAGUUUGAUAUAGAAACGACAGAAAACGAGCAAUGGGAUGGCAGAAUGAUACCAAACUUUAAUUUAAUGAACUUGAAACCUCUGAUAGAAAACCGAGAGAACAUUGAUAUGUCUGAGCUAAAAUAUGAAGUAAAGAAUGAAAACAAUAAAAGAGUAUAUAAUGAAAUAUCUAUUCAAGGUACUAGUAUAGAAACAGAUGAUAUACUAGGCAAAGAAACAGUUAACGAAGGACAAACAAUUUCACCUGAUUUUCAAAUGGCAAGAUACGAAAACUUUCAAAGCGAAAAUGAGAAGAGAUAUAGAGAAGGUAGUUUUGAAGGAACCAGUAUGGAGGAUGGUCGGAGUGAUUUUAUAUGUGACAGUGAUUUCCUCUGUAAGACUAAUUAUGAAAAAGUUGAUGAGAAGAGAAAUGAGUUUGAAGAAUGUCAUUUAUUAGAAACGGAGAGUAACGUUGGCAUUAAUAAUUUCGAGGCGAAUAUAUAAUUAAGCAUUUUACAAAGAAAUAAUGUGCAAUACAUAGGUACAAAUAAGUGUACAUAAUAAUAUAGAUAAGUACUUGCAUAUAAGGUGUAAAUCAAGAUACAGUGUGCCUUAAUUGAAAACAAUAUACAAGGAAAAAUCUGAUAAUUAUUAGUGUAAGCUUCAGAAUUGUAUAUUACACAUCAAUAUUGUAUGACAUAGUGAUAUUUUAUCUACAUUGUGCAAUUUAUUCUGAAAUAAAUAGCUACCGUAUAUGGUUAAUAAAAUUAUCAAUUAAAAACAGGUUAAAAACUCGAUAAGCCUUACUAGUAAAUACACUAUAUACUGUAAGGAUCAUUAUUUAUUAAUAGCUUAUAUUUUGACUAUUAUUACUUUUAUUUAUGACAAGCUUAUAAAAGAGUAUCAAUUGACUCUGACUUGUCACUGGUUCCCGCCAUUUUGAAUUGUUAUAAAAACACGGGUACAAGUGACAAGCGGCCAGUUCGAGUACGGACAAGUUAUAGUGAAGACGUCGUGGAAUAUGGCCAAAUAGUUCGGUACACCAUACUAAAUAUAUGGUGUACCGAACUAUUUGGCUACUUUGACUGCUACGAAGUAUUUGACGCUGACUGUACUUAUUGUAAAUUGGUUGUUAUUAUGUUUGUAACAAACUAAUAAAGUCAAAAUAUUGGUGCA